AUGCUGAGAAGGAUAACUCGGCUGUCAUCACGUGUUGUUGUAUCUAGAUGUUAUGCACGGUCGACAGAUGAGUUUCGAUUGAAUGAGUAUUCGGAAAAGUACCUUGGACAUAGGAAGGUAAGUGAUGUUUUAAUAACUGUACUAGUUAGGUUAUAGUAUUUGUUAGUUUAUUAAGAUCCUGUUUUUUAAAUUCGACUUUAACAAUGUACUUAAUUAAGGCCAGAUUCACAGAAACCUUGGAAUUCAUAGAUUCCACGAAGCACGAUGCCGUGCCGAUCUACAGAAUCACGGAUACAGAUGGUGAGUUCUUGGAUGCCAACCAAGAUCCAGGUUUUUCUGAACAAGAAGCUACGAAAAUGUACAAAGACAUGGUAACAUUGAACACAAUGGAUAAGAUUCUGUACGAUUCUCAAAGACAAGGUCGUAUCUCAUUCUACAUGACUAACUUUGGUGAAGAAGUGAGUUUAGGAAGCUUGGCUGUUAAUGUUUUAUGUCGAGUUUAAACUAUUAUUAUACUGUAGUUUCCUUAACGACAAGAACGAGUCGUUUUAUAUAUUUAUCUUUAGGUAUAAAAUGUUAACGCUUGUCAUGUUUGCUUAUAAAACAUUGUUUUAUGCAAAUUUCUUCAUUCCAGGCAUCACACAUUGGUUCAGCAGCAGCCCUACGUCCAGACGACCUGGUAUACGGUCAAUAUCGUGAAGCCGGUGUCCUACUGUACCGUGGAUUCCCUCUAGAUCAGUUUAUGAAUCAAUGUUACGGUAACGACAAAGACAUUGGUAAGGGACGUCAGAUGCCAGUACAUUAUGGAUCGAAGGACCUCAACUUUGUCACUAUCAGCUCACCCUUAACCACUCAAUUGCCUCAGGCUGUCGGCAGUGCAUAUUCAUUUAAACGAGAUGGAUCUGGUCGAGUUGUCGUAUGUUACUUUGGCGAUGGUGCUGCAUCGGAAGGCGACGCUCAUGCUGCUUUCAACUUUGCUGCUACUUUGGUGGGUAUAUUGGUUUUGUUUUGAGUUUACAUUUGUAAAAGUAUAUUGGGAAUAGGAAGGUUUAUAUUAGUAAAUUAAAGGUAAAAUACGAAAAAAGUAGAUUUUGUGGAUUUUUUAAACAUUGCUUGGCCAAAACAGGAUAUUACGAUAAGGCCCUAAAAAUGAUAAUGCUGCAUUUCAGAAGUGUCCAAUCAUAUUCUUCUGUCGUAAUAACGGGUACGCUAUCUCAACACCAACUACUGAGCAAUAUGCUGGAGAUGGUAUCGCUGGCAAAGGCCCUGGCUACGGAUUGUUGACGAUAAGGUAGUUUUUGACAAGACAACGUAAUCAUUGGAAGCUAUUUUAAACUCGAAAUUAUUUAAAAAGUUUUGUUAUUUAGCACAUUUUUUUUUAAAUUGGGCGUAUCGUUAAAAGUUAUAAGAUGUAUAGAAGUCUUUUGAUCUAUUACAAAUUGUUUCACUAAAUUCAGUUUAAAAAUAUUUUUUACUUUCAGAAUUGAUGGAAACGACCCAUUCGCAGUCUACAAUGCUACACGAAAAGCUCGUGAAGCUGCGGCCAAGAGUGAGCCAGUUUUAAUUGAAGCCAUGACUUAUCGCAUCGGUCAUCACUCAACUUCAGAUGACUCCACAGCUUACAGAAGUGCAGAUGAAGUUCAACAAUGGACCGAGAAAGACUUCCCAAUCGUUAGGUUCAGGAAAUAUCUGGAGAAGAAGGGAUGGUGGAGUGAGGAAAAAGAUCAGGAGUACCUCAAACAGGUAAUUAGGUAUUUAUAGAUGUUGAAUAAUUUAAUAUGUAGUGUAGGGGAAACCAUGUCUUAUUAGUAAAGUAAGGUGUAAAUUGUACUGUAUGGUAGCAAAUACCAUGAAUGACUAAUGUGUAACGUUAUAAGGCGAAAAGUUUGAGAAUAUUUGAGAAUCAUGUUGUUUUAGGUCAGAAAAGACGUGCUAAAAUCGUUCGCCGCGGCGGAAAAAGUGAAAAAGCCACCAAUCGAUGUGAUGUUCAGCGACGUAUACAAAGAAGUACCAAAACACUUACAGAAACAGCACGAAGAACUAAAACAACAUCUUGCCGAGUAUGGAGAACAUUAUCCCUUGGGCACUUUCAAGUCAAAGUAG
Messenger RNA from Bursaphelenchus okinawaensis, 2103 nucleotides. The record is from the annotation of a GenBank genome assembly. Lineage: Eukaryota; Metazoa; Nematoda; Chromadorea; Rhabditida; Aphelenchoididae.